GAGACACUAAAAACGCCUAUAUAAACUCAGAUCGUCACUCUGACAGACACUGACAGGCCGGGUGACUGACAUCAAGGAAACUUAUAUCCUACAUACCAUCACAAGAUGAGGUUUUUGGUUGUUACCGCUGCUUUUCUGGCUGUUGCCAGUGCUGCCAGUCUUUCUCUGGAGGACAUGGAGUUUCACGCAUGGAAAAUGAAAUUUGGUAAGAUCUACCGAUCUGUGGAGGAAGAGUCUCAGCGUAAGCAGACCUGGUUGUCCAAUCGCAAACUGGUUUUGGUGCACAACAUGAUGGCAGACCAGGGCAUCAAAACCUACAGGCUUGGCAUGACGUACUAUGCUGACAUGAGCAAUGAGGAAUACAGACAGGUGGCGUUCCAUGGAUGUCUUGGCUCCAUGAAUAACACUAAGGCCCGUGGUGGUGCUACAUUCUUCCGGCUGAAGGAUGCUGUUGUGGUGCCCAGUUCUGUGGACUGGAGGGACAAGGGCUAUGUGACCGAUGUUAAAGACCAGAAGGAUUGUGGAUCAUGCUGGGCCUUCAGUGCAACUGGUUCCCUGGAGGGUCAGACAUUCAAGAAGACAGGAAAACUGGUGUCUCUGAGUGAGCAGCAGCUUGUGGACUGCUCUGGUUCUUUUGGGAACAUGGGCUGUGGUGGAGGACUAAUGGACCAGGCCUUCCAGUACAUUAAAUCCAAUGGGGGUCUGGAUACAGAGGAGUCCUAUCCAUAUGAGGCCAUUGAUGAUCAGUGCCGUUUUAACCCGAGCAAUGUGGGUGCCACAUGCACAGGAUAUGUUGAUGUCACCAGUGGGGAUGAAAGUGCUCUACAGGAGGCUGUUGCCACAAUCGGCCCUAUAUCUGUUGCCAUCGAUGCUGGACACAGCAGCUUUCAGCUCUACGAAUCAGGUAUCUACAAUGAGCCUGACUGCAGCAGCUCUGACUUAGAUCAUGGUGUCCUGGCUGUUGGUUAUGGAAGUUCAAAUGGAGAGGACUAUUGGAUCGUCAAGAACAGCUGGGGUGUGGGAUGGGGUGACAAGGGCUACAUCAUGAUGUCCAGGAACAAGAGCAACCAAUGUGGCAUCUCUACUGCAGCCAGUUAUCCUCUGGUCUAAUGGGAAAGAUGAACACGGACAACGGAAGGGAGAAAAGGAAAUGUGGACCGUUUGACUGAUUGUACAAGAAUACCUCAUAAUCAUUUUUUUAGUUUAAUUACAAUUUCAAAAAUUUGAAUGAACUAACUUCAGCUGUUGUUUAUAUUUUCAAAUCCCCUGACUAGGAAAACACUAUGUUAGUAUGAAGUACGGAAUAAAAAUGUAUGUGGUUUAUA
Molecule: messenger RNA, 1325 nt
Organism: Carassius auratus (goldfish)
Lineage: Eukaryota; Metazoa; Chordata; Actinopteri; Cypriniformes; Cyprinidae
Product: cathepsin L1-like
Exons: 9
Coding region: 106-1110 (334 amino acids)
Biological process (GO): proteolysis
Molecular function (GO): cysteine-type peptidase activity
Source: RefSeq, a predicted model, not a curated record